AUGUUCUCAAUGAUCCCUCGUCGGGCACUGAAGCCAUAUGCGGCUGAAUUUCUCGGCACAGCCCUGCUGAUCGUCAUCGGCGAUGGAGUUGUCGCUCAAUGCCUGCUGUCCGAUUAUAACUACGGCACCUGGUUGUCCAUCAACCUUGCCUGGGCCUCAGCUGUGGCCCUCUCGGGCUAUUUGUCUGAUCCCAGCCCGACAAUUAACCCGGCCGUGACUCUUUGUCUCGCUCUUGUGCGUCCAUCUGAAGGACAGUGGAAACAAAUCCCAGGCAAGCUAGCUGCGCAGUUCCUGGGCGGCUUUGUCGGUGCUGCGAUCGUAUAUACCAAUUACCGUUCGGCUAUCAAAGCUUGGGAUCCAGAAUAUACCAUUCCUGGCGGAUCAAUCCUGAGCCCGAUGGGUCACCAUUCAGCGGGUAUCUUCUCGACCUACCCGGGUGCCUUUUUCGAGUCGAACUGGGAGGCUGUAUUUUCUGAGAUGCUGGGCGCAGCUGUGUUGAUGUUUGGAUCUUGCUUCCUUUUGCUGCUGCUUAUGAUCGGAGCGGCAUUGGGUUGGCAAACCGGCUACGCCAUUAACCCAGCUAGAGACUUUGGUCCGAGAUUGUUCUCUGCUAUUGUCUAUGGCCGAGAGGUGUUUACGGCGGCCAACUACUAUUUCGUUGUGCCGCUCUUCGCCCCUAUUGUCGGCUGUGUCUUGGGUGCGGCGACUUAUGAUGCAAUGCUGUUCGAGGGAGAGGGAUCGCGCGUUACCGAUGCGCUGGACAAAGCCGAAGACCAUGGGUCCCUUCGACUCCAGUGA
Molecule: messenger RNA, 798 nt
Organism: Penicillium crustosum
Lineage: Eukaryota; Fungi; Ascomycota; Eurotiomycetes; Eurotiales; Aspergillaceae
Exons: 3
Coding region: 1-798 (265 amino acids)
Biological process (GO): glycerol transmembrane transport; water transport
Cellular component (GO): plasma membrane
Molecular function (GO): glycerol channel activity; water channel activity
Source: RefSeq, a predicted model, not a curated record